CCGAAGCCCCGACCCGGGCCGCUGCCGGCGGUGUGACCGGCACGGAACGCUGUGUGAGGAGCCAGGAGCGGCGCGGCGGGCUCGGAAUCAGAUGGUAACCCGUCCGGCCGGUCGCUACAAAGAUGCAGUACGGUUGGGUACUUCUGCUUGCCAGCACGCUGCCGCACAUCACCAUGGGAGGCGCGUCCAGAUCAGCGCCGCAUGCCGUGAGCCUGUGGCGGGGAUGGGAAGCGGCCGCAGCUCGAACACCACCCCAAGCCGUCCGCCGAUCCACCGGGGAGCGAUCCGGCACUCCCAGGCUGCGGCACCACCGGUCGCACAGACAGAGGAGCUCCCGGCCGGUCUGCUCGUCCGCCGACUGCCUGAGACCGCCUCUUGAGGGCUCCUUGUCGGCUGAUGUGUCUCUACGCCACGGGCACCGGCACAAACAGAGCCUGAAGGCCGCCCAGAGGACAGAGCCGCUGCCGCUGCGUGCUCACCUGACUGGCGCUACUGCGCUCCCUCAGCCAUUCGGUGGGAGUGAGACCGAACAGGACUGGUUGGAGGAUGAUCCAUACUCCGACCCUGACCGCUAUGUGCCGUCAAUGGUGAAGGAAAUAGCCCUGGCCGGCCGUCGAGGCUCAGAGUUGGUCGGUGCUAGUUUACCACUGCCAUGGCUGCGGACAUCGACUGAGGGUUCUGAGUCCCGCCUGGCGCUCCAGACCCGCGUGCGACGUAAUCACGCUGAGGAGGUUUGCGAGCGGGAGCGGUUUGGCGCCCCGUGUGACGAGUCGGCCGGCCCGCCGCCCGUCCAGGACUCUAACGUUGUGAUGGUGGGAGGUAGUGAGAGUGCCACCAUCAGCGCUUUGCGCCGCUGCGGCAGACAGCUGCGCUUCAAGGUGCGAGACCUGGCCGCCAUUCCGGCCGUACUGUACCGCUUCCGCGACCACAGCGCUCUCUAUCAACUGUUAGUGUACGUGAGCAGCGACGGGGGCGCUGCGGUCGGCCGCCAGUUGCAGAAGACUCUGCGGGCUAUGGCGGAGCUGUUUGGCGGUUACAGCCUGGUCUACCUGCCCGAGCCGGUGCCCUCGCAGCUGACUGCGCUGGCGUACGAGUUCUGUCAGCACGGCGCCGGCCCGUGCCGCUGGACGGACGACCUGACUCCGCUGCUGGCCGCCGCCAGUCGGCUGACGCGUAACGCUCAGCUCCUGAACGCCUAUGACGCCGGGGUGAGCGGCGGCGGUGAAACGUGCAGCGUGCCAUCGCCGGCCGACCCGGAGGCCAGUCACACCCUGCUGCAGCAGCUGGAGCAGCUGGCCGAGCUGUGGUGCCGCGGCCGCUGGCAUACCGUGCUGGAGAUCGUCCUGCCGUCCGACCGGCCGGCGCUGCAGCCCACGAAACCCCAAGGCAAGUCUUCCAACAGUCUGGGUAUUUCGGACAUCUUGCCUCUCAAUAUGAAGCUUUACGACAAGAACCAGCCACCCAAGUACCGCGGGGAGCCGACCACUGUCUAUUUCCAUGUCACCGUCAUCAGCUUGGAUUCCAUCAAUGAAGAGUCAAUGACGUACGUGGCGGACGUGUUUCUGGCGCAGAGCUGGCGCGACCACCGGCUCCGACUGCCCGAGAACAUGACCGAAGAGUACCGCAUCCUCGACGUCAACUGGCUGCUCAACAUCUGGCGGCCAGACUGCAUCUUCAAGAACGCCAAGAAGGUCACCUUUCACGAGAUGUCGGUGCCCAAUCACUACCUCUGGCUGUACAAGGACAAGACGCUACUCUACAUGAGCAAAUUAACUUUGGUUCUGUCUUGCGCUAUGAAGUUUGAAGCAUAUCCACACGACACUCAAUCGUGUUCAAUGAUGAUCGAGAGCUUAUCGCACACUACUUACGACUUGAUUUUCAAAUGGAAUCUGACCGAUCCGCUGAUGGUGAACCCCGAGAUCGAGCUGCCACAGUUGGACAUUUCCAAAAACAGCACCGAAGACUGUACUCUGGCGUACUCUACCGGUAACUUCACUUGUCUGGCCGUGGUAUUCCAUCUCCGUCGCCGCCUGGGCUACCACCUUUUCCACACGUACAUACCGUCGGCGCUGAUUGUCGUCAUGUCCUGGAUCUCGUUCUGGAUUAAACCGGAGGCGAUUCCGGCCCGAGUUACUCUCGGUGUCACUUCAUUGCUCACACUCGCCACGCAGAACCAGCAGUCGCAGCAGUCGCUGCCGCCUGUCUCCUACGUCAAGGCCAUCGACGUCUGGAUGUCGUCCUGCUCCGUGUUCGUGUUCUCGUCGCUGAUGGAAUUCGCCAUCGUUAACAACUUCAUGGGCCCGGUGGCCACCAAGGCCAUGAAAGGCUACUCAGACGAGGACCUCACCAACAUCGACGACAAAUCAUUGCGCUCCUCCGUGGGCCGGUCGCGGCGACUGUUCAGCGGGGGUCCGGCCCGCACCCCGCCGCUGCAGCCGCAGUAUGUCACCUUCUGCCACGGCCGUGAGGUGGCCCUCUAUAUUGAUAAGCUGUCCCGUUACUGCUUUCCGCUGGCGUUCGUCAUACUAAACGUGGUCUACUGGACCUGCUAUGUCGACUGGGAGGAGCUGAGUCAGGCGUGAGCAGCACCUGCUCCAUGGAGCGCAGGUGAACUGGCUGCUCUGUUUCUGACAGGCCAGGCCAUUUUGUCCAAUGUCCAUGCUGCGAGUCGGUGGCGACCGGAGAGCUCCUGAUUUGUGUGUGGAGAGGAAACUAGAUCUGCCGGUUCUUGGAGCCGCCUAUCUUAUGUGUGCGGACCAGGAGUGGGUCCAGCGGGCCGCCCAGUGUCGCGAUACCGACUGCAAUGUGUUCAUUGACUGUAAAAACUGUACAUACUGUACCAUAGUGAUCAGCGCCUGUAACGCUGACAACACGGCCGUGACUCUACUGAAUGUUACGACUUACGAGCCAUGGCGAGAACAUAAAUGUAGUCGUAUUAAUUGAAAUAUGUCCCGUUCAAAUAGCUCUUGCGCUUUGCUUGUCCCUUGUGCCGGUGCCAUUUUUUAUAUAAAUAAAACACAAGCGUGUCAAACA
Amphibalanus amphitrite is the source of this 3033-nucleotide messenger RNA. RefSeq lists its product as uncharacterized. The record is from RefSeq and is a predicted model, not a curated record. Gene Ontology annotation, cellular component: synapse; membrane; neuron projection. Bases 123 to 2582 code for a protein of 819 amino acids. The transcript has 11 exons. Gene Ontology annotation, molecular function: neurotransmitter receptor activity; chloride channel activity; extracellular ligand-gated monoatomic ion channel activity. NCBI's taxonomy places the organism in Eukaryota, Metazoa, Arthropoda, Thecostraca, Balanomorpha, Balanidae. Gene Ontology annotation, biological process: signal transduction; regulation of membrane potential; chemical synaptic transmission.